Molecule: messenger RNA, 2056 nt
Organism: Medicago truncatula (barrel medic)
Lineage: Eukaryota; Viridiplantae; Streptophyta; Magnoliopsida; Fabales; Fabaceae
Product: protein HESO1
Exons: 9
Coding region: 389-1828 (479 amino acids)
Molecular function (GO): RNA uridylyltransferase activity
Source: RefSeq, a predicted model, not a curated record
GUGGAUUAUAUGUAUUAGGUAGCUUUUUGUGAUUGCGCAUGAUAGCGUUUUUAUGCAGACGCGCAUUGAAUCACAUUAAUGGACCGACUCAGAUAGUAACCUGGCCCAAUAUUUUGGUUUUGGAGCGCAAAUAUUAAGGAGUACAAUGCAAACCAACCCCUUUAUAUAUAUUCCUUGUAAUUCCGAACCAGUACGAUAAGGAUACUAGGGUUUCUCAGAGUAUCAUUGCGGCUCUCUUAUCUAUUUUCCGGAAAGAAGAACUUCAAAGGACAUGACGCGUGUUUCAAGAUGCAUAUGCCUGUAGAUUUGUGAUCCUAUUGCUUUCAUUUUGUUCACUUAGUUCUGCAAACCAUUGUUGUCACUAUUGGGAGUUACUGAGAGACAUAAAAUGAAUUCACAUAGUAUGUUGGGCGUUGUUUUAACUGAUAUACUUCGGAUGGUGACACCCUCACAAGAAGAUUGGGAGAUACGGCUUGCAAUUAUUAAUGAUUUGCGAAGCGCUGCUGAAUCCGUGGAGAGUCUGAGAGGAGCAACUGUUGAACCAUUUGGGUCAGUUGUAUCUAAUCUCUUCACGCGAUGGGGUGACUUGGAUAUUUCAAUCCAGUUAUUAAAUGGUUCCCAUAUUGGAGCUGCUGGGAGAAAACAAAAACAAACGUUGCUCGUAAAUUUUCUCAAAGCUUUGAGGAUGAAAGGUGGGUACAUGAACUUUCAGUUCAUCCCCAAGGCAAGAGUUCCCAUUCUAAAAUUUAAAAGUGUCCGACAAGGCAUAUCUUGUGAUGUUUCGAUCAAUAACCUGCCGGGCUUGAUGAAAUCCAAAUUCUUGCUUUGGAUCAACAGGAUAGAUGGCCGCUUUCAUGAUCUGGUUGUAGUGGUGAAGGAGUGGGCCAAAGCACAUAAAAUCAAUAACUCUAAGACUGGAAGUUUCAACUCCUUUACGCUCAGUUUACUUGUAAUCUUCCACCUUCAGACAUGCGCUCCUGCAAUUUUACCACCACUGAAAGAUAUAUACCCUUACAAUAUGGUGGAUGAGCUGAGAGGUGUUAGAGCUGAUGCGGAGAAUCUUAUUGCAGAAACCUGUGCUGCCAACAUAAACAGGUUCAUAUCAAACAAAUCCAGGCCAAUUAACAGAAAAUCUUUGCCUGAACUUUUUGUUGAUUUCCAAAGAAAGUUUGCUCAAAUUGAUGAAUGGGCCUCAGAGAUCGGAAUUUGCACUUAUAGUGGACAGUGGGAACAGAUAAAGAACAACAUGAGAUGGUUGCCCAAGACUUACGCAAUAUUCGUUGAGGAUCCUUUUGAGCAGCCGGAAAAUUCAGGAAGAUCUGUCAGCGCAAAACAGCUGAAAAAGAUAGCUGAAGCAUUUGUAGGGACUUACAGCUUACUUAUAUCAAAAAAUCAGAAUCAAAACUCUCUUCUGACACAGUUAGCACCACCACAUGUGUGGAGCCUUAUUGCCAGGCCUGUCAUUCCAAAUUAUAAUGUCAGGCCUGUCAUUCCAAAUUAUAAUGUCAGGCCUGCCAUUCCAAAUUACAACGGAGGUUACUCUCAUCCAACUCAUCCACAGCCACAGGGGCAGAGGGGCGUGUUCCCACACCCAAAGUCACAGCGCCGUUUUCAAAAUGGCAAGCAAGGUGCAAGCUCCAACGGUUCAACGUCAAAGCAAGGAGCAAACUCCAACGGUGCAACUUCAAAUCAAGGAGCAAGCUCCAACGGGGCAACUUCAAAGCAAGGAGCAAGCUCCAAUGGUGCAAUUUCAACAGUACCUGCUAAAGCACUUCAAGGUCCACAGCAGCAGGCAUGGAGACCAAAGGCUCCAAACCAAAUAGCAUAGCCAAAAUACAGAAGGGAAUAUAUGUUUAGCUAGUCAGCAGUUAUGAAUAAUUGUUGUUUUUUUGUUUACUUCUUGUUAGUAGAAGUAAUUGACAUCACCGGAUUUCUUGGGUUACAAGUUAAUUUGCAUAAUUUUUUGGGUCUUGUGGAUUAAAGGAUGGUUACCCAAUUAUAUUAAUAUUACUUGACAUUUUAAUGGGGAUUAUAAUGCAAUUAUUGGAUUAGACAA